This is a messenger RNA of Solanum verrucosum, 925 nucleotides long. RefSeq lists its product as uncharacterized. The transcript is spliced from 4 exons. The coding region runs from base 170 to 682 and encodes 170 amino acids. Lineage: Eukaryota; Viridiplantae; Streptophyta; Magnoliopsida; Solanales; Solanaceae. The record is from RefSeq and is a predicted model, not a curated record.
CACAAGCAACAGUAGAAACAAGGGUCCAUUUUCCAUUUCCAUCAUAACCAAAACCAAAAAAGCAAAAGAAAAAACAGUGAAGAAAGAAGAAAGGUAAAGUGAAGAAUUUGUUGAAGAAGAAGAAGAAGGAGAAGGGUAUUUUUUUUUUGCUUUGAAGAAGAUCGAAGAAAUGCCGAAUCAAAAGCAAGGAAGUGAACAGCUACAAACACUGAUGCAAUCUGGGCAAAUUUCUGGGUCUUUUAGCUUUAAUGGAACCUUAUCUAAAGAAGAUGAAGAGAUGUCCAGGUCUGCUCUUUCUACUUUCAAAGCUAAGGAAGAAGAAAUUGAGAAAAGGAAAAUGGAAGUCAAGGAAAGAGUUCAAGCUCAACUGGGUCGGGUUGAAGAAGAAACCCGUCGUUUAGCCAUUAUUCGUGAGGAACUUGAAACAUUAGCUGAUCCAAUGAGGAAAGAUGUUCAAACGGUUCGUAAGAGGAUUGAUGUUGUCAACAAAGAGUUAAAACCCCUUGGACAGACCUGCCAGAAGAAGGAAAAAGAGUACAAAGAAGCUCUUGAGGCCUUCAAUGAAAAACACAAGGAAAAAGUCCAGCUAAUAUCAAGAUUGAUGGAGCUGGUGGGCGAAAGCGAGAAAAUGCGGUUGAAGAAGUUGGAGGAGCUGAGCAAGAGCAUUGAAACAAUACAGUGAAUAACCAGUAAAAUCUCCCCUGACUAAUUAGGCUUUGUGUGAUGUAUUUAAGAAAGUUCUUUUUCUCUAUUUAUAUAUGCGUGUGGCGUUUGAUUGUAUUUCCUUUUCUUUUACCGCGUUGUUGUCUGAUCAUUUUAGCUUUUGGAGGGAUGAUCAGUGUCUAAUUUUAGGUCUCGUAAGGGAAAGACAGACCCUCUAAUACAGGUUUGUAACUAAAACAAGUCUCAGAACAGUGGAUUCUUU